AAAAAUUAUUCGUUUAUUCCUUUCUUCGGCUUUGCUUCUCCACUCCACAGACCACAGCCACCGACGACGCCACGAUGGUUCUUCAGUUCUCCCUCGCCUCUCGCUGCUUCUAUGCCUAACGCCCUUCGCCCUCAACGACACUCCGGUCAGGCAGACAAGCAAUCGCUCCCUCGUGCGGUGACGCCCUCCGGCCUCCUACCUCGCUAGUGGCUCCUCAGUCCUCAAGCGGUUAGACCUCACCUCAGCCUUUCCCUUCAGCCAAUCAGCCAUCUGCGGCUCUGCUAGUCUGCUUCACUGAGUCACCGAUCAAACUCACUGUAACUCUAAGAGUCUAACAACAUGAUUCGAAGAAUAGCCCAAAUCAACCAUCUGAACCCUUCGAUACCUGCAUCUCUCGAAACUUUAAGCCACCAAUUUAUACAACGAUGCUUAGUGAGUGGGACAGCAAAGGGCAAGGGAAAAUUGAAGGCAGGUCAGAUCUUGAAGAGAUCCAAAAUUUCUACCAAAAAGGGCUCAGAAACUAUACAGAAAGAGGCUCCAAAAAGAAGAAGUGAGUUCGAUGAAAUGCUUGAAGAAUGCUUGACUUCAACAUCACCUCGCCGGUUCUUGAAGCCAAAAGAGAUGGAACGUGAAGCAGAGAGAGAGAAGAUGGGCCUAACUUCCAAAGCCCGCGAAGAUGAGAAAAAGAAAUUGAAGAAAAUGGGGAAGGAGUUUGACUCUCCUUGGAUGAUUGGGACUCCAGGUUUGGACCUGAUUUCUUUAGGGUUAGUUGAUGCGGAUAAGAUACCAAAGUACGAGAUGACGGUAGAGGAUGGGCGAAGGCUAGCCAAGGAGUACAGUAAGGUGUUGAUGAGGAAGCAUAGGGCGAGGCAGGCUGCAGAGUCCUCGCUGUUGAGGUUGAAGAAAGAGGCUAUCGAGGCACUGCCGGAUAAUCUAAAAGCUGCAGCUUUGGUUCCUGAUUUAUCCCCAUUCCCAGUAAACCGGUUUAUGGCAACCUUGACACCUCCAAUCGAAGGAUAUAUUGAGAAGGUUCAGGAGGCAGCAAGGAGGAGCUCUGGAAAGGAGAAGCUCCGAUAAACAAGCUUCAAGGUUAGGUGUUUAUGCUGUUUUCUGCAAUAAUCCAUCGUUCAGUUCAUUAAAGACUAAAGACAUAUGCACUGGGAAACAGCAUUACUUUCUGUUAAUCAUCAAGACAACAAAAUUGCAUCUUUUGUAGCUUUUCACUAAUUUUAUUUUGAUAAUUGUGCAACAAAAGAAGUCAGGGUCGACUGGGAAAGUCUUUAUCUGCACAGAUUGCAACCUUCUUUUCUCAAGGUUCCAUAUACUGAUUGCACCAGAUGAACCUCCAGAUGUUAUAAGGGGCUCUCCACAUCAAUGCUUAAUGAUAAUGUGGUAACAGAACUCUUUGUAUAAUCAGAAUCCUGUCGGGUUGGUUGCAGUUGCUGCUAAUUCUAUUACAGGAUUAAGGAGAAAAGACAAAUAACUUUUCAUAGAAUGAGAUUUUGGCUCAUGUGUCAUGUAUAAUUAUUUAA
This is a messenger RNA of Ipomoea triloba (trilobed morning glory), 1532 nucleotides long. RefSeq lists its product as uncharacterized. NCBI's taxonomy places the organism in Eukaryota, Viridiplantae, Streptophyta, Magnoliopsida, Solanales, Convolvulaceae. The coding region runs from base 340 to 1077 and encodes 245 amino acids. Gene Ontology annotation, cellular component: mitochondrial large ribosomal subunit; mitochondrial ribosome. The record is from RefSeq and is a predicted model, not a curated record. The transcript has 3 exons.